Molecule: messenger RNA, 1028 nt
Organism: Pezoporus occidentalis (night parrot)
Lineage: Eukaryota; Metazoa; Chordata; Aves; Psittaciformes; Psittacidae
Gene: NR2C2AP
Product: nuclear receptor 2C2 associated protein
Exons: 4
Coding region: 115-546 (143 amino acids)
Source: RefSeq, a predicted model, not a curated record
UGAUGCUGCUGGGUAUCCCCAGUGCUGCUGGAGUGUCCCCAGUGCUGCUCAGGAUGUCCCCAGUGCUGCUGGGGGUCCCCAUUUUCACCCCUCGCUGUCUCUCUGCAGGCAGCGAUGCCCCUGGAGCCCCUGAUCUGCUCUGACACUGCCACACGGGUGAGCUCCGUGCUCAACCGGGAUGUGAAGCACUUUGGGAAGAAGCACAUGUUCGAUGCGAGCGAGGAGACGUGUUGGAACUCGGACCAGAGCCCUUGGUGUCGUUCCUGCCCCCAGGGCACGUGCCAAUGGGUCACGCUGGAUUUCCCCGGCUCUGUCAAGAUCUCGCAGCUUCACAUCCAGUUCCAGGGGGGAUUCUCCAGCCAGCUGUGCACACUGGAAGGGUGCAAAGCAGGCGAAGAACUGGAGCGAAUCUCCACCCUGUACCCCAAGGACAGCAACGCCAUGCAGAUAUCCUUUGCUGGGCUGCGUCGAGCCCCUUGGCAGAGGGGUUCAGAGCCCCCCGAGGUGGUGGAGGGCAGGGGGGGCUACAGCAGAGCUGUGAUUUAAAUGUAGACCUGUGGGGGCUGCUGCUGCAGCUGCUCAGCAGAGCUGGAGCUGCUCCAGACAUCCCCAGCCAUGGUGCACCCCUUGGAGCGGGUCUCCACGUGUCCUGGCACCCCCCUGCCUGUUUCAAUCCUUUACGGGCCCCGCACAGAUUCCAGGUGGAGGAGACGGUGCUGGAUAAGCUGAAGAUCACGUUUGAGAACAGCACUGACUUCUUUGGGAGGAUCGUUGUGUAUCACCUCGGGGUGCUGGGGGAGAGGCUCUAGGGGAGCACAGGGGCGCUUCUCCCCAUUGCCUGUGUGCCCCGUAUGGAGGGGGGGACAGACAUACAGCCCCCAGCUGCACCCCGAGGCGCUGAGAGGAACCCCCUGUCCCAUGGGAUGGCAGUGACAGAGGGAGACUAGUGCAGCGAUCCAUGGGCUGGACUUUGAGCCCAUGGUGCGACACAGCCUGUGUGACUGGAUGAAUAAAUGAUGUCCCUGCUC